Molecule: messenger RNA, 1278 nt
Organism: Talaromyces rugulosus
Lineage: Eukaryota; Fungi; Ascomycota; Eurotiomycetes; Eurotiales; Trichocomaceae
Exons: 4
Coding region: 1-1278 (425 amino acids)
Cellular component (GO): fungal-type vacuole membrane
Source: RefSeq, a predicted model, not a curated record
AUGUCUAGUUUCCUUGAAAAAAACGCAGAUUCAUCUAAAAAAUGGAUUAAAGAACACAAAUAUGUUGUCGGGUUCUCCAGUAUGCCCCAAUAUCCCGCAGCGACCUUGGCAGCCAAGGGGAGCAAAAACAAAGGCAUCGAUAUAGAGCACGUUGAAACCGUUGAAAAGCCUUCCGAGAAAGAAAACAAAAAAUCUCGGGUGCAGAAAGUCAAGCGACACUACAGACGAUUCUGGUGUUGCUAUCUUGUCGGUGGCAUCAUAUUCUUGGCAAUAUUUCUCCCUUUAUUUUUUAUUUAUGUUUUUCCAGCUAUUGCGCAGUUAAUGGUCGACAAUGCGACCCUGCCGAUAUAUUCGGCCAUAAUUAUGACUCCUCAACCCGACAAUGUCACAGUUUCUUUGCAAGCCGGAUUGACAGUACCAGCGGGAAUUUCCGUUGCACUCGACCCAAUCACUUUAUAUCUUUUUAAUCGUAAUGUGACGCCUAUUCAGCCCUACGUGGCUGUUAGCCUACCUGAACAACAUCUUAAGGGGAAUGCCCAUAUAGACAUCAGCAAUCAAACGGUCACGAUACUUGAUAAGAACCAAUUCAUCGCUUUCCUGACAAACGCGGUCUACGGUGAAAAGUUUACUUUGUCGGCUCGGGGCUCGACUAAAGCCCAUCUUGGUGCACUCAAGGCCAGCCUCACGCUAGAUAAAGACGUGGAGCUGAAUGGGUUGGACUCGCUAUCAGGGUUCUCUAUCGAAUCAGCCAAACUUGUCCCAAAAGAAAGCGAUGGAACUAAUUUACGCGGUGUUGCGGUGUUGCCAAACCACUCUAUCGUGACAUUUGCUCUGGGAAAUGUCACUCUCAACCUCAAUGUAGGAGACCUUCUUAUUGGUCAGGGUCUGAUUGAGAAUGUCGUACUUACUCCUGGCAAUAAUACGGUGGACAUCAAGGGCUCACUUUCGAUUGCUACUGUGAUCGAUAAUUUGGCCUCCAUUUUAUCAACUGAAAAAUCUGCCAUUUCCAACGGUGAUCUACAACUGUCAGCAUCAGGAAAUACGACUAUCUAUGAAGGCACUCAUAUUUCUUACUACGAGGAGAUACUCAACCAUCUCGUUCUUACAACGCAGAUACCUAUAUUAGAUGUUAUUUCCGAUACGCUAAAGGGACUUCUCGACUCUAAUACUACUCUUUCCGGGUUACUCAAUGGAACAAACGAGACUCUGGAGAGUGAUAUUUCUGGUAAAUUGGCAAAUAUAUCAGAUCUAUUUGAUGCGAGUGAUUUGAUGUCUUAA